This is a messenger RNA of Macrobrachium nipponense, 5568 nucleotides long. Its product is annotated as glutamate receptor ionotropic, NMDA 2B-like. Gene Ontology annotation, biological process: monoatomic ion transport. The record is from RefSeq and is a predicted model, not a curated record. NCBI's taxonomy places the organism in Eukaryota, Metazoa, Arthropoda, Malacostraca, Decapoda, Palaemonidae. Gene Ontology annotation, molecular function: NMDA glutamate receptor activity. Gene Ontology annotation, cellular component: plasma membrane.
CCAUGGUGACGAGCGGUCCUCCCUUUGCGAAGUCUCCGCGCGACACAGACCCCUGGCCCUACCAGCCUGGCCUUAAAUGGUAGCUUCCCGUAGGUCAAACUACUUGGCCUUUUUUUUAAGGCGGGUCACACGAGAGAGACAGGUGGGGGGAUAUGACCCGAGUGAACUCCAGUUUUUACGAGGGAGAUUACGGCAACGGUGGAUUCGAAUCUGAGGGCGAAUAAGGGAAUCUGGAUUGAAAAGUCGGGUCACCCUUGGAUGCAACAAGUUGCUCUCCAUAUUUUUGAGAACUUUCCCCUCUCGGCCGCGGAUCCUGGAAACCACAGUAGUUCCCCCACCCUUUUUUCAGUUCGUCUACGAGACACUUAAAAAAAAACACCAAAAAACAAAUGCUUACGCAGAUAAAGAUAACAGCAGCUAUAACAUGAACGUGAAGAAUCCUAAAUGAAAAAGAAGGAAGUACAAAAAUGCAUGAUUCAGGAACUUGGGGAUAGCGAACUGAUGGAUACUGGAAAUGACAGUUCCCUUUCGAGCAGGAGUACUGUGUGCACUGUUGUGGAAUCUACAAGCUUUGUGGGUCAAGUGAAACUGACCCACGUCCAGGGCAAGCACACAUUUUUAAAUUUGCGCGCAAGAUUUAACUAGGAAUCCAAACUUGCUUUGUAUAACUACGAAUGUUGACAGAUAAUGGUUAAGAUAUUUUAAGCGUUUUCUUUUUCUCUUAAGUCAUGUUAUGUGAAUUACCUCUAGGCUUUGGGGAAUAUGCGUGAUAAUUCUCUUCCUGGCCAUGUUAUAAGUGUUUCGCGAAUGGUCUCAGUGAUGUACGGUUACGAACGAUUAAGGGCAUUUAGAUAAGACCCUGAGAAAAAAAAAAAAAUAUAUAUAUAUAUAGAUUCAGAAUUGAUAAAAAUACAAUGAUUCUUGCAAAUCGAAAGGCAUGAAAUCGAUGAUAAUGUCAAGGAUAUUAGAACUUCCUAAAUGAUGAAUAUAAGAGAUUGUAUGCGAGUAUAUGAUAUAAAUAUAUAUGAAGGGCAUUUCAUCGUCUUCGGGUCUUUGACUGUCUUUUGUGCUUAUUCUAAGAACGAGCGCUCGUGAGGAAAUCAGUUGUUCGUUGAAACAAUAACGCUGUAACGAGAAUCCAAAUAAUUGCAAGAACUUGAAAAUAUGAUUUGAUAAUGCAUCGUCAAGUGGUCUUAUUCAUAGAGGAUUGAAUCCUCCUCUCCCUCUGGCUGGCUACUCGAGUGUCUGUUGUGGAAUUAGAUCUUUUCUCUAUCAAAUGGAGUGACUCCUAUGGAAAAUAAAUGCUUCUGAGUCUUUCUCUCCAGUUUUUAACAAGUUCCUACAAAAAUGCCACUCGGAAUUAGUCAUUACGCUAAUCUUGGAAACCGAUAGACCCUCCUCAUGUUAGACUGUACAACUUCGUUUUCAAUUACACCCAAGAAAAUGCGGCAUCUCAGCUACUACAGCCAUUUCCUUCGGGAAUUUCAGUCUCCGAGAUUUUCGACCGUCAUGGAUUCAGUGCUUCGUGUGGCGUCUCCGACCGUACGAGUCUUCUCGAAUAUUCGAUGGCGGGCCUAGCGAAUCCUACUACUAGCCAGGCGCAGAGGAGAAUGUGCGAGUGUACAUAAACGAGAAACCAGAUCGAAUCUUGGAAGCCAUUCCUGAAAUUUUUUUUUUAAUUUUUUCGAAUUUUAACAUUUUUUUAAAAAAAGUAUUUUUAAAAAUUUUUUGGGGGGAUUCUGCGAAAGAGACGCUGACGGAGAGAUGAAUCACUCCCGCCAAGUGCUCGCGUCCUCGAUCCUCCUCCUCCUCCUCCUGGCCGCUCCCUACUCGGACAGCGAGUCUCCCUUCAAGAGGCGGCCCCCUCCUCCCGACGACCGGAUCUUCAAGCAGGACCGCAACAGCUGGGAGCGGACGAAGCCGCCGCAGGAGCUCGGCCCCCCACGCCAGCGGCAGCCUAGGCCUCCCUACCCGCAGGAGGAUUACGCCCACCCAUACGGGGGGACGGUGGGGGGGCCCGGCGGCGGGGGGGAGGAGGAGGUAGGGAAGAGGAAGCUGUCCAUCGGAAUCGUCCUCCCGCACUCCACCUUCAAGAAGAGGAAGUAUGACAGCACCAUCAAGAACGCCAUCUUCAACUUGGUCAAGAAGGCGGAACUGCAGGAGCUGGUGAAGAAUUAUGACCUGUCCUACAAGAACGUCGUCAUGAGCACCAUGCACGCCUCCUCCAGCCCCACAACGAUCCUGGAGACCCUCUGUGACCAGUUCCUGCCGAACAACGUCUCAGCCAUCCUGUACCUCUUCAAUUCCGAGAACUAUGGUAGGUCGACAGCCUCGGUCCAGUACUUCUUCCAGCUGGCGGGCUACCUGGGGAUUCCAGUUAUAGCCUGGAACGCUGAUAACUCCGGGCUGGAAAGGCGGACAUCGAGUUCACAGCUACAGCUGGCGCCAUCUAUCGAGCAGCAGGCAGCCGCUAUGCUCUCCAUCCUGCAACGCUACUCCUGGCCCAAGUUUGCGGUGGUGACGUCACUCAUCGCAGGACACAACGACUUCAUACAGGCUCUGAGGGACCUCAUUCUGGAACUCCCGACGAAGGGAAAUUCGGGGCAAGAGUUCACCAUCACAAACACGGUCCGGGUGGGCGACGCGGAAACGGACCUCGUGGAACUGGUGAAUUCGGAGGCCCGGAUACUCUUCCUGUACUCGACGCGUUCGGAAGCGGCCGCCAUCUUGGCCAAGGCAGCGGUGCUGGGACUGACAGGCAGAAAUUACUUAUGGAUCGUCACACAGAGUGUCAUACAGAGCCAACUGGAAGCACCUAUGGAAUUUCCAGUUGGAAUGCUCGGUAUUCACUUCGACACGCGGGACGAGGCCAUGAUAGACGAGAUCAAGACGUGUAUGUACGUCCUGGCCUACGGCCUGGCAGGACACAUCAAGGACGAGAAGAGCCGUGGAGUUCUGCCGGACCUGGCGCCGGAUCUCUCCUGCGACACGGGCGACGCCAGGUGGAGAGCGGGCGAUAAAUUUUACAGAUUCCUGAAGAACGUGAGCAUCGACAUGCAGAACGACCCUCCAGGACCGAACCUGGAAUUCAAGUCGGACGGGACGAGAAAAGCCAUAGAGCUCAAAAUCAUGAACCUGAGGCCAGAUCUGUCUCGCAAGUUGGUGUGGGAAGAGAUCGGCGUUUGGCACUCGGCGAAGCCAAUGGGUCUCGAGGUGAAGGACAUCGUCUGGCCCGGAUACUCCCACGUUCCCCCCAACGGUAUCCCCGAGAAGUUUCACCUCAAGAUCACCUUCAUGGAGGAGCCCCCUUUCAUCAACAUGGACCCGCCCCACCCCAUCACGGGGAAGUGCACGGCCAACAAGGGCGUCCCCUGCAGGAUCGCCUCCGACUACAUGAUGCAAGGAGUGAACGUGACCUGGGCCAUGCGAAACUCCAGCUACUACAGAUGCUGCUCCGGGUUCUGCAUCGACCUCUUGGUGAAGUUUUCCCACGACCUCGGCUUUUCCUACGACUUCUUCAGGGUGGAGGACGGCAUCUGGGGCGCCAUCGUGAACCUUUCGACACGGCCUCAUGGAUGCUAGUUGCUCUGGUUGCCAUCCAGGUAGCAGCCGUGUCCAUUUUCCUGUUCGAGUGGCUCAGUCCAUCUGGUUAUAACAUGAAGCUGGCGGCGCCGAACAACCACCGGUUUUCCCUUCUGAGGACCCUUUGGAUGGUCUGGGCCAUACUCUUCCAAGCAGCUGUCAACGUAGACUGCCCAAGAGGGUACACGGCCAGAUUCAUGGGUAACGUAUGGGCCAUGUUCGCCCUUAUCUUCCUCGCUAUCUACACUGCCAACUUGGCCGCCUUCAUGAUUACCAGGGAGGAGUUCUACGACCUGACCGGCGUUGAAGAUAAGCGGGUAAGUGUAGAAAAUAACCUUUUACCGCCCUUCAAGUUCGCCACGACGCUGCACGGCAACACCGACGUCCUCAUGAAGAAGUCCUUCCCCGUCAUGCACGCCUACAUGAGGCAGUUCAACCAAAGCAGUCCCAUCGAGGGCGUGAAGGCUGUCAAAAAGGGGAAGCUGGACGCCUUCCUCUACGACGCCACCGUCCUGGAAUACCUGGUGGGGCAGGACGACGAGUGCAAGCUCCUGACGGUGGGUUCCUGGUACGCCCUCACGGGCUACGGCGUCGCCUUCGCCCGGAAGUCGAAAUACCUCGAGAUGUUCAAUGAACAGAUCAUGAAAUACAGGGAAAACGGAGACCUAGAGAGAAUAGCCCGCUUCUGGUUCACGGGCGCCUGCAAGCCCAACAAACAGCAGAAAUCGUCCAGCAAACCCCUGGCUCUCGAGCAGUUCAUGUCAACGUUCCUCCUCCUGGGCUGUGGAAUCUUGCUAGCUCUCCUUCUCCUGGGGCUCGAACACGUCUACUUCAAGUACUUCAGGCAGUACAUGGCCAAGUCCGAGAAAGGAACUUGCUGUGCCUUGAUCAGUAUGAGUAUGGGCAAGUCCUUGAGUUUCCCGGGAGCCGUCUUCGAGGCGCAGGAUAUGAUCCGGAACCACAAGUGCCAAGAUCCUCUGUGCGACACCCACCUGUGGAAGGUCAAACACGAGUUGGACAUGGCUCGCCUGAGGAUACAGCACCUCGAGAACCAGCUCGUCUCCCACGGCCUCAGGCCACCUAAAAACUGGCAACAGGUCCUUCCUCCGCUCUGUUGGAAGCGGGUCUCGAUGGUCUCCGACUUCGAAACCUGCUAUGAGAGUGAGUUUGAAAUCGGCUUACAGUCGGAGGCCAUUGAUGAAAUCGAAGGAGACAGAACUGUCAGGUCGGGGAUGAUAGACUACAGGAAGCCGAGAGACAUGACGCGGAAUCACGUGACAACCAACGAGCCAAUCAGGGGACCCCUUCUAGCUGCAAGCAGUAGCAGCAGCGGCGGCGGAAGGUGCAGGAGAUUAGAGGUAGCUGAACUGGAGACGGUUCUCUGAGAGACGAGUUAUCCUGCCCGGUUUCAAAGCAGCGUCGACGUGACUGGUCCCGUGAAGCGGACUUUAGUUCAAAAAGCGAAACAUAGAUGGAGUUCAAAGCCAGUUCCUUGAAUGGCACUACGCAACAUUGGUUGUUUGAACGGCGUUCUUUUGGUCUUCAUAAAGGGACGUCUCUUUCUCUUUCUCGGUUUUGCAAGAGAGGAGGCAGCCAGGUGGACGUUUAUGAAUGGUUGACAGAUACCAGAUAGGUAGAGACUGUUUAUAUUAAGCCUCUCGUGUACAGAGAUGGCUAAAAAACGGUUUCGCAGCGGACGAUGAGGCAGGAUAUCAAACUGUGACUCAAGAUACACUCAUUACCGGCGAGAUUUUGUAGACGAAGAUGAAGAAGAAGAAGAAGAAGACUAGGUAACCAGAUCUCAGAGUACUCUUUCCCUUCCGCGGUGAGGUGAAAAAGACGCCAUUUAUGUACCCCUUCACUUCGCUCCCCGGAGAGAAACACAACGUAGCUUGUUGCUUGACCAAACCACCAAAAAAAACUUCGCCCCUUAAAUGUGUGUGUGUGUGUGUGUGUGUGUGAGAGAGAGAGAGAGAGAGAGAGAGA